This is a messenger RNA of Miniopterus natalensis, 2942 nucleotides long. It is a transcript of the gene SLC39A10, whose product is annotated as solute carrier family 39 member 10. Gene Ontology annotation, cellular component: plasma membrane. The record is from RefSeq and is a predicted model, not a curated record. Gene Ontology annotation, molecular function: monoatomic cation:bicarbonate symporter activity; zinc ion transmembrane transporter activity. Lineage: Eukaryota; Metazoa; Chordata; Mammalia; Chiroptera; Miniopteridae. Gene Ontology annotation, biological process: zinc ion import across plasma membrane; intracellular monoatomic cation homeostasis.
GCUUUGGUGAAUACACGGUUUGGUGCAGCCGGGGUUUUUGGUACCGAGCGGAGAGGAGAUGCACACGGCACUCGAGUGUGAGGAAAAAUAGAAAUGAAGGUACAUAUGCACACAAAAUUUUGCCUCAUUUGUUUGCUGACAUUUAUUUUUCAUCAUUGCAACCACUGCCAUGAAAAACAUGACCAUGGUCCUGAAGAGCAUCACAGACACCAUCAUGGAAUGACAGACUCGGAGUCAAGCAAAUUUUCAGUUCCGGAUGCUGAAAAUGAAAAAAAAUAUUACAUUGAAAAACUUUUUGAGCGUUACGGUGAAAAUGGAAGAUUAUCCUUUUUUGGUCUGGAGAAACUUUUAACAAACUUGGGCCUCGGAGAAAUAAAAGUAGUUGAGAUUAAUCAUGAGGAUCUUGGCCACGAUCAUGUUUCUCACUUAGAUAUUUUGGCAGUUCAAGAGGGAAAGCAUUUUCACUCUCAUAACCACCAGCAUUCCCAUAAGCAUUUGAAUUCAGAAAAUCAAACUGUGACCAGUGUAUCAACAAAAAGAUACCAUAAGUGUGAUCCAGAGAAAGAGACAAUUGAAGUGUCUGUCAAACCUGAUGAUAAACAUAUGCGUGAUCGUAAUCAUCGCUUAUGUCAUCACCAUUGUUUGCGUCAUCACCUCGAUCAUAACACUACUCGCCAUUUUUCUAAUGAUUCCAUUACUCACAGCGAGCGUGGGGAGACUAGCCAUGAACCUUCAACAGAGACCAAUAAAACACAGGAACAAUCUGAAAGUAAGCCGCCAAAAGGAAAGAGGAAGAGAAAAGGGAAGAAGAGUGAUGAAAAUUCUGAGGUUAUUACACCAGGUUUUCCCCCUAACCAUGAUCAGGUUGAACAAUAUGAGCAUAAUCGGGUCCAUAAACCUGAUCGUGUACAUAACCCAGGUCAUUCUCAUGUACAUCUUCCAGAACAUAAUGGUCAUGAUCCUGGUCAUGGACACCAAGAUCCUGAUCCUGAUAAUGAAGGUGAACUUCGACAUACUAGAAAGCGAGAAGCACCACAUGUUAAAAAAAGUGCAAUUUAUUCAGCUGCUAGUCACAAAGAUCAUAAUGAAGAUGACCGUCAACAUGAGUGUUUGAACGUCACUCAGUUGUUAAAAUACUAUGGUCAUGGUGCCAACUCUCCAAUCUCAGCUGAUCUAUUUACAUACCUUUGCCCUGCAUUGUUAUACCAGAUUGACAGCAGACUUUGUAUUGAACAUUUUGACAAACUUUUAGUUGAAGAUUUAAAUAAAGAUAAAAAUAUGGUUCCUGAAGAUAAGGCAAAUAUAGGGGCAUCAGCAUGGAUUUGUGGUAUAAUUUCUGUCACUGUCAUUAGCCUGCUUUCCUUGCUAGGCGUGAUCUUGGUUCCCAUCAUUAACCAAGGAUGCUUCAAAUUCCUUCUCACAUUCCUUGUUGCUCUAGCUGUAGGAACAAUGAGUGGAGAUGCCCUUCUUCAUCUACUGCCCCAUUCUCAGGGUGGGCAUGAUCACAGUCAUGAACAUGCACAUGGGCAUGGACAUUCUCAUGGACACGAAUCUAAGAAGUUUUUGGAAGAAUAUGAUGCUGUACUGAAAGGACUUGUUGCUCUAGGAGGCAUUUACUUGUUAUUUAUCAUUGAACACUGUCUUAGAAUGUUUAAGCACUACAAACAGCAAAGAGGGAAACAGAAAUGGUUUAUGAAGCAGAGCACAGAAGAAUCGAGUAUUGGAAGGAAGCUUUCAGAUCAUAAGUUAAAUAAUACACCAGAUGCUGACUGGCUUCAGCUCAAGCCUCUUGCCGGAACUGAUGACUCGGUUGUUUCUGAAGAUCGACUUAAUGAAACUGAGCUGACAGAUUUAGAAGGCCAACAGGAAUCCCCUCCUAAAGCUUACCUCUGUGCAGAAGAGGAGAAAAUAGUGGACCAUGCUCACAGUGAUGGAUUCCACGCCGCUGACGAGCACGACCUGCACGCUGCUGCGCACAACCACCUCGACGAGAGCAAGACUGCGCUGAGGAAGCAUGACCAUCAGUGGCACCACAAGCACUCCCAUCAUUCCCAUGGUCCCUGUCAUUCCGGGUCAGAUCUGAAGGAAACCGGAAUAGCUAAUAUAGCUUGGAUGGUAAUCAUGGGGGACGGCAUCCACAACUUCAGCGAUGGGCUGGCCAUUGGAGCAGCUUUCAGUGCUGGGUUGACGGGAGGAAUCAGUACUUCCAUAGCUGUCUUCUGUCAUGAGCUGCCACACGAGUUAGGUGAUUUUGCAGUUCUUCUUAAAGCUGGCAUGACAGUAAAGCAAGCCAUUGUGUACAACCUCCUGUCUGCCAUGAUGGCUUACGUCGGCAUGCUCAUCGGCACAGCUGUGGGCCAGUACGCCAACAACAUCACUCUCUGGAUCUUUGCCGUCACUGCUGGCAUGUUCCUCUAUGUAGCCUUGGUGGAUAUGCUUCCAGAAAUGUUGCAUGGCGACGGCGACCAUGAGGAACAUGGCUUCUGCCCAGUGGUGCAGUUCAUUCUUCAGAAUUUAGGGCUGCUGUUUGGAUUUGCCAUCAUGCUGGUGAUUGCCCUCUUUGAAGACAAAAUUGUGUUUGACUUCCAGUUUUGACCAUUCCCGGUGAUCACUGCGGAUUACGAAACGUUACCGUGCAGCUUUGCAUCUGUUCCUUGUACUGCGCACGCAGUGCUCAAAGAAAAGUCAGUGGCUUGCACUCCUUACAAGUUCUGUAGGUUCGAGCCGACCCCCAAGACUGGUGCUCUGUGCUGUUUUCUGUGUGUGAAAGGAUCUUUUUUAAAAAAAAGUAAACCUUGUGAUAUAGAAAGGAGAAAAUGGGACUCCAUGAAACAGUGUUGGAAUAGGAUUAAGACUUUCAAAAAAAUAACCAUAUAAAACACUAAAGUAGGCUCUUUAUUAGUAGAAACUCCUGUGGCUAUGCAGAAAUAGAAAUUGAACCA